GAGUUGUAGUUUGUAAAGUCGGGUUUCAUUAGCUACUUUUUAAGGAGAUUGGCCAAUGAAGUGAAGGCUUAUUUGCGUGCUUGUGAAGUGUAAACUUCCGGUCUUUCCACGUUGUCCGUCUUUGGUCCCCGAUUUUUUCUAGCGAUACAAACUGUGGAUUGAUACGACAGGAUGGCUGAUGAGGAACAGCUGUACCAUGUGACCCCGACUGUCCGCAGUGGACCGAUGUCAAGAGUGUCUGGUUGUGAGGUCUACCUCAAGCUUGAGAAUCUCCAGGCCCCCGCGUCCUUUAAAAUCAGGGGAGUCUCGAACCUCUGUAAAAAGGCUGUGAAGGGGAGAAACUGCCAACAUCUAGUCUGUGCUUCUGGGGGCAAUGCUGGAAUGGCGGCAGCGUAUGCAGGGAUGAAACUAAAAACCCCAGCAACUAUUGUCCUCCCAGAGAGUACAUCCGCACAAGUUGCAGAAAAUCUCAGACAGCUGGGAGCAGAGGUACUGGUCCAUGGGAAGGUCUUCGACCAUGCCAACAAGUUUGCCAUAGAACUUGCAUCUAAGCCAGGGGCUGAAUAUAUUCAUCCAUUUGACCACCCAGAUAUAUGGGAAGGACAUGAGAGUUUGAUUGUUGAGGCUGCUGCUCAGAUGCCAGUCAAACCUGACGUUGUGCUGACGAGUGUCGGAGGUGGGGGGCUCCUGAUCGGCAUCGUCCAAGGCAUGUGGAAAGUCGGGUGGAAGGAUGUACCUAUCAUUGCCAUGGAAACAGAUGGGGCUAAUUGUUUCAAUGCAGCCAUCAAGGCAGGGGAGUUAGUCACACUCCCAGACAUCACAAGUGUUGCCAAGUGUCUGGGAUCACUGACGGUUUCCUCCCGUGCAUUUGAACUUCACCAGAAGAAGGAGCACAACAUCCAGUCUGUGGUUAUAGAGGACAAGGAGGCUGUCAGUGCCUGCCUCAGAUUUGCAGAUGACCACAGGAUGCUGGUGGAACCAGCGUGUGGAGCAGCGCUGGCAGCAGUGUACAGCAACAUCAUCCCCGCGCUGCAGCAAGAAGGGCGUCUGGGGAAGGUGGAGACGGUUUUGGUGGUUGUCUGCGGGGGAGGUUCGGUCAGUCUGGACAUGCUGCAGGCAUGGAAGAAACAGUUUGACCUCUGAAUGUUGUCAUGGAAACUCAGACUUACAGGUCCAAUAAACAGAAAACAGAAAUGAUCAUGAUAUCACUCAGCCAAUCACUCCUUUUGAAAGUCCUUUUGCUGGCCAAUCAUGGGUCAUUUAUUGAAGGUAACAGUCUCCAAUCAGCACACUCUUCUUAUACAAUAUGACCUUGGAAUUUUGUCAUGGAAUGUCUGGUCCAAUUGUCCACAUAACACACAUUGACACACAGCAAUAAGCAUGACAUCACCCAGGCAAUCACUACUGGAAAUGCUCUUUCUGGCAAAAUCUGAGGUCAUCUAUGGUGAUAAGAGUAACCAAUCAGCACCUGUACUUAUACAGUUUGACAUCUGAAUGUUGUCAUGAAAAGUCAGGUCUAAUUGUCCACAAAGUUCAAAUUGACAAACGGGAAUAACCAUGAUAUCACAUAGGUGAUCACAACUUAGAAAUCCUUACUGUGGCCAAUCAUAGGUCAUCUAUUGAAGUUAUGGGGUAACCAGUCAGCACACUCCAAUUAUAAUGCAUCAUGGAUGUUGUGUAAUAAUAAUAAUAAUAAUAAUAAUAAUAAUAAUUAAUAAUAAAGAUGAAUAGUUGAAAUUACACAUUAUUUUGUGAAAAUAUGAAUAGUGAUAUAAAAAACUUGAUUUAUGUCAUACAAUGUGCUGGAUGCAAGGCCGAAUACAUUGGACAGACAUGGGACACCCUAAGAGCGAGAGUGACAAAGGCAACAAAUAAGGAACCCCUCUCCUCGGCGUAUCCCACUCAGUCAACACUCAGCACCCAGUGUGCUGGGAAAUAAAAGUAUUUAUAAAACACCAAAUUUUGUGAUAUUCCCGUUUUACAAAUGUGACAAUGAUGCACUGAGAAAGAUAAAAGAAAGUUAUUUUAAUAAUACUUUCAAACCAAAAUUAAAUGGCCUGAAAUAAUUGAAUUAUUUUAUACAAUCCCAUGUAUUGUACAUUUUACUGCCACUACAAUACUUACUUCUGUAUGUGUCGUACGCCUGCCCUAUCGUCUUACGCCUGUCUUAUUGUAAGUCACAAAGUUAGAGUGCACUGUGACGUCAAAACAGCGAAACGGUAUAACUGUACUCGUGAAAAUCACAUGCUUGAAACCGGUUGAGUAAAUUAUACAGCUCAUCUUUGGACUUUUGUAUUUUAAAUAUAUUUAUAUAUCUAGAAGCUGUGGAGUGUCUAAAUGUAGACUGAACAAUCAAGAACACAUUGCAUGACAGAAACUGUUGAAUGCAUUAAUGUGCUUAUUGCAUCACUGAAGUGCUGAUUUUAUAGUUUUAUAGUCUAUACACAUGUUGUCAUCAUUAUACAAUGUUAUUUUCCCGGAAAAUAUACCUCAAACGUUUAUUUUUCUUAAUGUUGAAAGAUGUGUUUCUAUGUGUUUGUGAUCUGUGCUAAAUGCCAGUCCAAGAUAAGAGGUGUGUUUAGGGUUUUCGUUGUUAUAACUAGUUGUAGUGUAGUUGUAGCUGUUGUAGUUGUAGUGUGUCACUGACAAUUGAUGGAUGAGCAUACCCUUAUUUUGGGAACAAAGAAAUUGCUAUUUGUAUUGUUCUUUAAAAAAAAUAUUGAAUGAUUUUAUUUGUAUGGAAACCUGACCUCAAUAGUAACGUGGGAAUAUUUGUCUGUGUCCUGUCUCUGUUCAGACCAAUAAGGUCGUAAUACAGGAAAACAAAAUGUGUGAUUGGAUUCCGAAAUCUGCAUGUUCCACCCCAUUUGUCAGAUACCAUAAUGUCACCAAUGCAACCAAAUGCAAUUACUACUCACAGUUCAAGUCAUUACUAAAUGUGGAAUCAUAUAUUUUACUUGUGGUAUGUCUUCUUACCAACGUAGACUUAUAGCCAUGUUCCGGUGUAAUAAUUUCAGACUUGCUGUUGAACUGGGGCGUCACAACAACAUCCCACAUAAUGAACGUGUCUGCACUUUCUGUUUUUCAAAGGGACAUAACCCUGUUGAAGAUGAAUUCCAUGUUCUUAUGAUUUGUGACCAGUACUCCAGAGCAAGAAGAGACUCUUUUCCCAAACGUCUCGUUACCCCUCCCUCUAUUGAGACUUUUUUAAGACUUAUGUCAGCUGAAAACGAACAAAUUAUAAAAAGCUUAGGUAAAUUCCUCUUCCAAGUCAUGAACAUUCGAAUGGAAAGUGUUGAACGGUGAAUCAUUAUUAAAUCUACUCAGCAUGCAAAUAUAUAUACAGUAUAUUUCCAUUGUAUUAUGGGCCGGUGGCCUGAAGUACCGAAUAAAUUUGUCUGUCAGUCUGUCUGUCCAAUGCCACGGCUGAGUUACCCCAGUGGUAAAAUGGAUUAGUCUCCAUCAUGUCCCAUUUGUCAGGCACCUCAUGAGAAAAUAAAACUUGAAUAAAUGAAAAGGCUUUCAUUGUGCUUUCCAGGCUUUGAUAGCCACAUUCAACAAGGUGUGACAUAUUACCACAUGAAGGUUAGUCAUUUAGCUCUUAGGAACCGAAACAAAGCUUUUAGAAGUCUGUACAUACAAAUGUGUGACAUAUUCACCUUGGUGUGCCUUUUUUUAUUGAGUACAUGUAUUUUAGCAAGGGCUACAUGAGCAACCCUUUAGUAACCAGACAGCAGCACAGCAGAACUAAUUCUGAGAUUAAGCCUUACUAAUUAGGAUGACAAUUGAUGUUGAUUCCCUAUGCUCUUCACAAUUCUUUUAAUAAAUUGAUAUCGUGCAAA
This is a messenger RNA of Haliotis rufescens (red abalone), 3842 nucleotides long. RefSeq names its product serine dehydratase-like. The record is from RefSeq and is a predicted model, not a curated record. The transcript is spliced from 8 exons. Gene Ontology annotation, molecular function: L-serine ammonia-lyase activity; threonine deaminase activity. Gene Ontology annotation, biological process: L-serine catabolic process; L-threonine catabolic process. Bases 172 to 1143 code for a protein of 323 amino acids. NCBI's taxonomy places the organism in Eukaryota, Metazoa, Mollusca, Gastropoda, Lepetellida, Haliotidae.